This is a messenger RNA of Striga asiatica, 854 nucleotides long. NCBI's taxonomy places the organism in Eukaryota, Viridiplantae, Streptophyta, Magnoliopsida, Lamiales, Orobanchaceae. The record is from the annotation of a GenBank genome assembly.
AAAAUAAAAUAAAAUAAAAUAAAACAAACAUGUCUUUUUCUGGGACCACGCAAAAAUGCAAGACUUGCGAUAAAACCGUGCAUUUUGCUGAGAUGGUAUCUGCGGAUGGAGUUCCGUACCACAAGCAAUGCUUCAAGUGCUCCCAUUGUAACGGCCGUCUCGCGAUAAGCAACUAUUCUGCUGUGGAGGGACAACUAUACUGCAAGCCUCAUUUUGAACAGCUAUUUAGAGAAACUGGUAGCUUCACCACCAAAAAAUUUCAAUCAUCUUUGAAGCAAGGAGAACUGAACAGGGCACCAAGCAGAGUCUCCUCAUUUUUCUCUGGCACCCAAGACAAAUGUGCUGUCUGUACAAAGACAGUUUAUCCACUAGAAAAGGUGACAAUGGAGGGAGAAUUCUACCACAAGUCGUGCUUUAGGUGCGCUCACGGAGGAUGCUUCCUAACGACCUCAUCUUACGCGGCUUUGGAUGGAGUCCUCUAUUGCAAGCCACAUUUUGCCCAACUUUUCAAGGAAAAAGGAAGCUAUACACACCUCACAAAAACUGCAUCUCUCAAGAAAAAUACGGCCGAUCAAAAUAACACGGAUACUAAUAUUGAUGGUGAUCAAAACACUAGUGCCACAGAGGAUGAACCUUCAAAUUAAAAAUAAUAAGUGUAUAAGUAAUUAAAAAUAAAAAGUAUGGACUUUUUUUUUUUUUUCUGGUUUGGUUUUAUUUUUGUUCACUUGUUUAUGCUUGUUUUUGUUACAGUUUUUUACAUGUUGGGUGUGGUGUUUUAUGGCCAAACUUGUUAAUUUAUAUCAAUUUUGAAUAUUUUUCUUAUCUUAUCACUGCUUUAUUUAUGUCAUUUUGUG